AACAACGGCGAAACGUAUGCUAGCCUAAUGCUAAAGUCGUACAGUAAGGUUUCUUGAACUGAUCAUUGUUAAGCUUUAUUUUACUGAAUACGUUGCAGGUCUUUACUUUCAGUAAUGACGACUCAAUUUGCUCCACCGUUUUUAAAUGUCAGUGAAUAAUGCUGUUUGUGUUUUUGUUCAUCGCAAAUGCUUACCAAAGCUGAUUGAAAGAUUGGCCACGCAAUGGCGUUAAAAAUAAUGUAAAUGCAUUAGUGCUUUCCAGGGUUUCGGGUUACGAAUGCAUGUUGUGAUUUCCCUGGACCCCCCAAAGGAAUGUCCUGCAGGAUGAUGUACAUUCAAACAAAGUUUUUCUCCAACUCUCAUUUAUCUGCCAAACACAUGGGGAGCCCAAACCUGCCCCUGGAUGCCUUCAUUAAAACCUGAAUUCUCCCUCCAACAAACUCUUCAGAAUUCCCGUUUGCCAUGCGUAUCAGUUUGUGCCAGGGUCUGUUAACGGGUGCCAUCAUCCUCAACCUCCUCAUACUUUAUUACGUGUCUCGAGCCCAGCAGCAGAUGAUGGAGAAAAGGAAGGAGCUCGGAAGGGGCUCGAGGAGAACUGUCCGGCCGGCUUCCCCUUUCGGGGGAGCCUUAGGGGUUAUUGGAGGUGAGCAUGGAGGAAUGGCAGUAGAGGGCCACGGCCGAAGCCCACGAGUCACCGUUCUUCUUCGGGAGUUCGAAUUCUUUGAGAAUUUUGUUGGGGAUGUGGCUAAUUCCUUCCUCCGUCAACGUCCGGAGCUUCCCUUCCUGGCCGUGGCCGACACGUUUCCGUAUCCUCCCCUCGUGCUUCCAGACGGCGCCCGGCUUCUAGUGCUCUCUCCCAGCCCCGACCAGCCGCCGCACGCCCACAGGCCGGAGUUUCACGUGCAGACGGAGUUCGUGCUGUUGGUGCCCGACGGCGUGGAGCUGGAGGCACCAAGGGUUUUUGAGAGACUCAUCAAAGAGUUGGAAGGGGAAGGCGGGGGGCCUGUGAGGCUGGUAGCCGUGCCCGUGUUGGCGCGGUCCGCCGUGCAGUGUCUCCACCUGCGGGUGAACCUCAAGGAGUGGACCGCCACCUACUCGCCGGCCGCCUCGGGGAGCAGUGGGAGUGUGUGCACAGCUUUGCAAGGCGACGCCGUAGUCCUGAUUCGCACUGAAGACCUUUUCAACCUGUCUGUCCCUUUGGGGCGUCCCCUCUUCCCUGCCCUUUUCGUUCAGACCACCUUGAGGGGCUGGAAGGUGAAGUUGCUGGAGAGCCCGUGUUUCUCGGCAAACCACCGACCGCUUUUCAGCUCCGCUCACAACCAGUGGAAGGCUGACACUCGACUGAAGGAGGCCACGGGGAAGCUCAUGAGGAGCUUCGGUCUGAAGCGUCUCCUGCUACCCGAGGGGAAGGAACAGUGGUUCGGCUGCUCCAAAGAGACUCCCCGCUGCUUUGGCACCGUGCAGGACGAUACGCCAGACUACCUGUACCUGGAUCGCUGGACACCUCCGUGCUGUCUGCGAGCCCUGAGGGAAACCACCAAAUACGUCAUCAAUGUCCUGGAGAGCUCCGGCGUGCGUUUACUGGCUGGAAGGGGUUCUCUUCUCGGUGCCGUCCGCCACCAAGACAUCAUCCCCUGGGACUACGACGUGGACCUGGGGAUCUACCUGGAGGACGUGCCCAACUGCGACCACCUGAAGAGCCUGGACUCGGGCUCCCUGGUAGACGCUAACGGCUACGUGUGGGAGCGGGCGGUGGAGGGAGACUUCUACCGGGUGCAGUACAGCGAGGCCAACCACCUGCACGUGGACCUGUGGCCUUUCUACCCGCGCAACGGCGUCAUGACAAAAGACACGUGGACGGAGCACAAGCAAGACGUGGAGUUCCCCGAACACUUCCUGCAGCCGCUGGUGCCCAUGCCCUUCGCUGGCAUCACGGCCUACGGCCCCAACAACCAAAGGGCCUUCUUGGAGCUGAAGUUCGGGGAGGGGGUGAUUGAGAAUCCCCAGUACCCCAACCCCAUGAAAAAAAGGCUGGACAGAAGCAAAUUAUGAUCCGCAGCAGUGGUUCUCGGUUCCUUUUUUAUAUUGCACUGUAUUUAUUUACU
Messenger RNA from Fundulus heteroclitus (mummichog), 2105 nucleotides. Its product is annotated as fukutin-related protein-like. NCBI's taxonomy places the organism in Eukaryota, Metazoa, Chordata, Actinopteri, Cyprinodontiformes, Fundulidae. Gene Ontology annotation, cellular component: Golgi apparatus. Gene Ontology annotation, biological process: protein O-linked glycosylation via mannose. The record is from RefSeq and is a predicted model, not a curated record.